Phasianus colchicus (ring-necked pheasant) is the source of this 5038-nucleotide messenger RNA. Lineage: Eukaryota; Metazoa; Chordata; Aves; Galliformes; Phasianidae. The record is from RefSeq and is a predicted model, not a curated record.
GGCGUGGCCCCGUCCGCGGCGCUGGGCGGGGAGAGGCGGGCGGCGGGGUCUUAGUGGUCGGGGGCCGCGCUGUGCCUGCUGGAUGUGUUUGAGGUGUCGCGACUGCUGGCGGGAGUUUACAGGCUGUGUACUGCAGGAGAGAAUUGCUGGAAAACAUGAGCACUUUUUGAACUGAGUUAUCUGGAAGAGCUGGCUGUGCUUACAGGACACCAGGCUGUGUGCAGGGAAUCUCAGCGGGGCAGCCUGAAGAUCAGAUUAGCAAUAGUUACUGCUCCUAGAAAUGUGAGCAUGUGCAAGAUUUAACACCAGGUCAAUUGCACUGUUUAAGAAUAUUAUCCUCUCCAAGGUCAAAGAGCUCACAUAAGCCUGCCAUGAGUAUAAAUAAAAAUAGUCCUGAUUAAUUAAUUGCUCUGAAAGUAAGGAUAUCCUCUGAAGAAAAAUGAAAAAACAAGCUUCUGAUCACAGGGUAAUGAACCACAGAAAUAGAACUCUGGGAGAAGACAGUGAUGACAAAAACCAAAGUUGCUCUGAAAAAGUUAACAGUGAAAAUGCCACUCGUAGUCAUGAAAGUUGCGUUGUAAAACUGCCAGUGAUAGCAUCAUUUGCAGGUACUGCUAAAAAAAUUCUACCUCAGAAGCCAAGACAUGGCAGAUCUAAUUUUCACACCAGUAACUCCUCGGCCUUGUUAGAAAAGACAAAAGCUGUUAGUAAAGUAAAGGAUAGAGUGCGUAUGCUACAGGUGAAUCCCUACAACUUAAGGAAUGAUAAAGCUGAAGAAAUAGGUACUGUGAUUAAAGAUAGCGAUGAGUUUAGCUCUGCAGAUUUAGUGAGAAAUGAAAACAUUCCCAGGAAGGGAAAAUUAACCAGCGAAAGCUGUAAGAAGAGAAGCAAAGAGAUUUCAAAACUAAAGCAGCAAGAUUUACGUGUUGAAUUGGGACGAGUGCUGAGAAAAGGAAGCAAGCAGCCAAGUGUGAGGUCUGCUCAGGAACAGUUGGAAGAGGAGUUCCCAGUUGAAUGUAAAGAAAUAAAAACUGAUUCUCAAGCUAGCAAGGAAGUCCUGCCAAGUUUUCACCAAGCAAGCCUGACACCAGUUGUUCAAAAAGAAUCUCAAGCAGCAGAAAAUGAAUCUCAGCCUAUAGAUGAGCUGUUAACAUAUAAUAAGCAGGUGAAGCAGGCUCCAUCCACAGAUGUGCUAUGGGUGGAAGGAAAAGCGAUAUCAAAAAUUAAACCAGAUGAGGUUCAGAAAGAUCUACAAGAGGAACACAACUUGCAAGAGUGUUUGACUUUCCUGCCCACUCAUGCUUCAAAUGUCAAACAGCAAAAUUAUUCAAGCAUUCAUCAUCUAUGUACUGCUUUUCCCGGAUUUAUGUUGCCUCCGUAUCUACAAAUGGCUUCAAGAAUUUAUCAUACUUCAGACAGAAGAGGUCACAAUAUCUUGUUUACGGCAGAGGAUAUAGACAAUAGGCAGAAAGAAUCCAUAUGUUCUGAAUAUAUUUACUUGAAAGAACAAGCUGAAAAGAAAAGAAUUUGUUAUGAAGGAGUUCCUGCAUCAGAACUAUUUCAGAAUAAUCAGAAAGAUGGGAUUCGCUCUCUUCCACCUCAUACAUCAAAAACUCUGGCUGAGUGGCAAAAAGCUGAUUAUAGUCUUAAAAAAGCACAGCUUCAACUGGUAGGAGAGAAAGUUUCCAUUUAUCCAGAAGCUUUGAAAAUGUUCUGGGCUCCUGUUCCACCAAAGUUCUUUGCUCCAAUUUCUUCUAUGAAGGAAAUUUUAUUUCCUAAAUAUGAGAGCAACGUUAUUGAAGAUAUCACGUAUGAAGACUUUUUAAUUGAAUAUGAAGAAGAGUUAGAAGCUGAGCAAGCUGAUCUCGAUUUCUGUGAUUAUUUACUGACAGAAAAUCUGCUGAGAAGAUGCCAGUCUUUCUCACAUUUUUCUGACAGGGAGAACUCAAAGAUAAAUUUGAUUAAAAGGUCAGUCUCUGCUCCGGAGAUAACUGCUUUCAAACAUGAAACUAUAUUAAAGAUGUCAGCUAAUUUCAAAACCAGCAUGAAAGAGUUGGAGUUUAUGAAGCAACAAAUAGCUGAGCCAAAGGUUGAGACCAGGACUGCAAAAAGCUCCCCUGCCAAGCAUCUUUUGAGUCAAAUCUGUGAUGAUUGCCACUCAAAGGAGACAAAUGCACCAGUGGAAAAAAUGCCUACUUUGACUGGACAAGAGGAUAGUGAGAAUACUGUACUUGCAAAGAGAGCUCAAAAGGCUGGAAUUAAAUGUGUUAUUGUCCCAAAAGGAAAGAAGAAGAAGAAGAAAUCAAGGAAAACAAUAAAUACUAGAAAAUUAGAAGCUGUGAUUAAGAAAUUAAAUCAACCUCCAAGAAUUCUUAAAAGGUCUGUGUCUCUAGGAAGACUUCUUAUUCAUAAUAAAUUCAUUAUCAAGGUGUCGCCAGCGAUCAAACUAUAUCAGAGCCCAAGCAUGCCUUGUUUGUUGGAUUUUGAAAAGUUUGCUAAAGUGAGGGGUGGAAUUCCAAAAGAAACUUCUGCUCGUGCGUGGGUCAGUGGAAUCUGGAGCUGCUGGUUCGAUGAAACAUUCCCUGCUUGUGGGACUGUUCCUGAGAAGGGUACUGAGUUGCUAGAAGGAGCUAAGGCAGUGGGCUCUAAAGAAACAAAUCUACAAAUAGAACUAGUUGACUCAGUACAACCUGUUCUGCUUGAUGAUGCAGUAGUUAGUACUGAAGAUUUAGAAGAAGAAGUAAGAAGACUGACUGAUCAGAUAGAAAAAGUUGAGCAUCCUUCAGCUUUUCAAUAUUGCAGGCGUGGAGCAAUACGAAGAAAGUUAGGCAAGCUAAAAUCAGCUAUGGAUGACUUGGAAAAAGCUAUAAGCUUAGAACCGCUACUACUUGAUGCUUACUGGCAUAGACAUUUGAUUUACCUCUUUCAAGACAAAUUUUCUGCUGCUUUAAAUGACCUGAAUUUCAUAACUAAAUGGAACAAAAAUAAAGCAGAUGCAUACCUGUCAAAGGCUGAAAUUUACAGAAAACAAGGUGAUAAUACAAUGGCAAUCAUCAAUUACAGCUCUGCAAUACAAUGCAACUCUACAGAUGAUGACAUUUAUUUCAGAAGAGCUGAGUUGUAUUUUGAAGAAAAUCAAUUGUUGUUGGCUGUAGAUGAUUAUGCCAAAUGUUUUCAAUAUAACCCGAAAAGAACAGAUGCACUUAUGAAACAUGGAAUAUAUUUCUUUGAUCAUUCAAUUUUGACUACAGCUAUUCAGGAUUUUACAGCUGUGAUUAGAGAAGACCCUAGCAAUGCUCAAGCAAGGCUAUAUCGAGGAAGAGCAUAUGCUAAACAGAAGCAGUAUAGAAAUGCAAUACAAGACUUGGCAGCAGCAAUUCGUCUAGACCCCUCUUGUUGGUUAGCAUUCUACUAUAGAGGUUGCAUCUUACGGGAGAUCGAUCCAAAAAGAGCUUUGCAGGACUUCAGUGUUUCUGUACUCAUCAAUGACACUCAGGAGAAUUUUUCUUCUUUUCUUCAUCGUGGGAUCAUUUACUCAAAGCAGCAGCAAUGGUCAUUUGCAGUCCGUGAUUUUGAAAGCGUCAUAGCUUUGGACAGCUCUAUCAUCUUUGCUUACCUAAAUAUUGGUUUGAUACUGCUGUUGCAUCUGGAUCAAUACUAUGAAGCUAUUCAACAGUUUACUAAUGCUAUAAAAAUUGAUCCUCUCAAUGUUCAAGCCUACUUGUGUAGAGCACAGGCAUAUCACAAGAUUCAUAAUUUAUCAAAUGCUGUGAAAGAUAUAAAUCGAGCCAUUCAUCUUUAUCCAGAUAAGUCAGAGCUACAGAUACUAAGGGGACAGUAUUUAAUGGAAUUGAAGAAAUAUGAGCUGGCAAGCUUAUGUAUUCACCAGCUUGCAAAAAUGAAUGAAGUGUCGUUUCAGCCAGUUCAGCAAGCACUCAUACAGUCAUUUUGUCAAAAUCACAGUAAAGCCAUAGAGUGCUUACAUGAAGCUGCUACAACUCAACCUGAGCCUUCAGUGUUUGUUCUCUUAGGAAAAAUACAAAUGAAAGCUGAGAAAACAGAGGAUGCUGUGGGAAGUUUUAAACAAGCUAUAAAUCUCCUGAUGACCUCAGAAAAAAUCCUGCCUCCUACAUUUGAGGCUGCAGAAAUGUAUUAUCUCAUGGGCCUGUGUUAUAUGGAACAAAAAAAUCUCUUAGAGGCCUGUGAUGCUUUUAGUAUGGCUAUCAGACUACAUUCAAGUUACCCUGAUGCUUUUUAUCAACGAGGGCUGUGUCGAAUGCAACUCAGACAAACAAAGUGCAUCCAAGACUUCAAUCAUACACUUGAACUUUGUCCAUCACAUUUCCAGGCAUAUAUGGGUCGUGCUGCUUACUAUGGAAGUAAAGGCAGAUAUUCUAAGGCAAUUAUGAAUUGUAAUGAGGCAAUCAAAAUUCAUCCUAACAGUGUAAAAGCUUAUUUUUACCGAGGAAUACUCAAGUAUCAAAAUAAGACAUUUAAAGCUGCAAUUGAAGAUCUCUCAAAAACGAUUGGCCUUGACAAUACCUGUAUUUUGGCAUAUUAUAACAGAGCAAUCUGUUAUCAUCAAAUAAAGAAUUUCAGAAAGGCCUUGAAAGAUUACGGAAUUUUUCUUCUAUAUGAGGAGAGUAAGGAAAUAGUUUUAAAAGUGUUCAUCAAUCGUGGGCUACUCUACAUGGAACUUGGUGAUUAUGCUAAUGCCUGUGAGGACUUGAAAGAAGCAGCGCUGCUUAGUCCAGGUGACAGCCAGAUCUUUCAAGCUAUUGGAACCUGCCAUUAUCGACUUAAUGAGUUUGAAGAUGCUGUGAGGUCAUUUAAUCGGGUUCUCAGACUAGAACCCAUUUCUGUGGAAGCCUAUAUUGGACGAGGAAAUUCAUAUAUGAAAAAAGGACAUGAGGCUGAUCUUGAACAAGCACAGAAAGAUUUCUUGAAAGCAAUUCACCUGAAUCCAAUGUGUAUGAAAGCCAGAAUUUGCUUAGGAUACAACUUGCAGGUAACACACCAAAAUGAAUUGUCAAUAUGA